CGGGCCGAUGACGUCGCCAGCAACUUAUCCAGCAGGUGUAGUGAAAUUCAGCAAUUGCUUCAUACAGUGUAUUGAGGAUGACUGAAAACGACGUUGACAGCGAGCUUCUCGACUACGAGGAAGAUGAGGUGGAUGCGGGUGGUGUUGGUGACGCGGGGUUAGGACACAACGAGGGCAUCAUAUCCAUCAGGAAGGAGGGGGUCAAGGGGUCAUACGUGUCCAUCCACUCCUCGGGAUUUAGAGAUUUCCUCUUAAAACCAGAGCUCCUGAGAGCCAUAGUGGACUGUGGCUUUGAACAUCCAUCGGAGGUUCAGCACGAAUGCAUUCCACAGGCGAUAUUGGGAAUGGAUGUAUUAUGUCAGGCCAAGUCUGGAAUGGGUAAGACGGCUGUCUUUGUGUUGGCCACCCUUCAGCAGUUGGAGCCAGUGACUGGUCAGGUGUCGGUGUUGGUGAUGUGCCAUACCAGAGAGCUGGCCUUCCAGAUCAGCAAAGAGUAUGAGCGAUUCUCCAAAUACAUGCCUAAUGUCAAGGUGGCGGUGUUUUUUGGUGGUUUGUCCAUAAAGAAGGAUGAGGAGGUGUUGAAGAGAGAGAGCCCUCAUGUGGUGGUGGGCACCCCUGGUCGUAUUCUAGCUCUGUCCCGCAACAAGACCCUCAACAUGCGUCACAUCAAGCAUUUCAUACUGGACGAGUGUGACAAGAUGCUGGAGCAACUUGACAUGCGGCGCGACGUCCAGGAAAUCUUUCGCAUGACACCUCACGAGAAGCAGGUCAUGAUGUUCAGUGCGACUCUAAGCAAAGAGAUCCGCCCCGUCUGCAGAAAGUUCAUGCAAGAUCCGAUGGAAAUUUUUGUGGACGACGAGACCAAGCUGACGCUUCACGGCCUCCAGCAAUACUACGUCAAGCUGAAGGACAACGAGAAGAACAGGAAGCUCUUCGAUCUACUGGAUGUUUUGGAGUUCAACCAGGUGGUGAUCUUCGUGAAGUCCGUGCAGCGUUGCAUUGCUCUGGCUCAGUUGCUGGUGGAGCAGAAUUUCCCUGCCAUUGCUAUUCACAGAGCAAUGCCUCAAGACGAAAGACUAGCUCGAUAUCAGCAAUUUAAGGAUUUCCAAAGACGGAUCCUGGUCGCCACAAACCUGUUCGGCCGAGGUAUGGACAUCGAAAGAGUCAACAUUGCCUUUAACUACGACAUGCCUGAAGAUUCAGACACGUACCUACACAGGGUGGCGAGGGCUGGCAGGUUUGGAACGAAAGGCCUGGCCAUCACCUUUGUGUCAGAUGAGACCGACGCUCGGACUUUGAAUGACGUCCAGGACAGGUUUGAGGUGAACAUCAGUGAACUUCCAGAUGAGAUUGACAUCUCGUCAUAUAUUGAACAAACACGAUGAAAUGCCAAAGAACACAAAGACGGCAUCUUCCGGAAGGAACUGCAUGGCAUUGUAGCGUUUUAUAGCAAGUGAGAGUUUGUUUCAUGUAGACUGUUAAGAUGUUAGUGAAUACGUCAAAUAAUAAGCGACUUGUAAUGCAGUGUUAUACUAUAUAGUGAUGGGUUUCCUAAUGCCUCCACAUUAGUUUUGUUUUUGCACUUGUAAAAUAAUUAUUAUUUUGAAUGUUUUUAUAUUUUCCUUCAAAUAUUCACCUUGUUUUUGCAAUUUAAAUAUUUUUGUAAAUAAAGAGGCAUAUUUUCCGUUCGGUGUUGUGAGGGGAGGAGUUUGUGGAUUGUAGUGAAACAUACAUUUGACUGCAUUCAUGUAAAGCUGUUUGAACGUUAACGAAUUAAGUAGCUGUAUAUGACGAAUGUUUGUUACCAGUGAAGUAGGUAUCAACACGAAAUGUAUUCAGUGUUUGUUCAGUUGCCAGAACCGUGGCCACUUUGUUUAAACUACUCAACGCUUGUUAAACCAAAUAAAGUAUGUUUGUUUAA
Messenger RNA from Paramisgurnus dabryanus, 1921 nucleotides. It is a transcript of the gene ddx39b, whose product is annotated as DEAD (Asp-Glu-Ala-Asp) box polypeptide 39B. NCBI's taxonomy places the organism in Eukaryota, Metazoa, Chordata, Actinopteri, Cypriniformes, Cobitidae. Gene Ontology annotation, molecular function: ATP binding; nucleic acid binding; RNA helicase activity. The record is from RefSeq and is a predicted model, not a curated record.